Molecule: messenger RNA, 609 nt
Organism: Heterobilharzia americana
Lineage: Eukaryota; Metazoa; Platyhelminthes; Trematoda; Strigeidida; Schistosomatidae
Source: the annotation of a GenBank genome assembly
GUCCACCACCAAGCCCUAUCAAUGUGAAAGCUAUCGUCAAUCCAGAGAAGGCUUCAAUCAAGGAUCAGAUGAUCGAGCUGACUUGGGAACAACCGAGUGAUCAAGUCUCGGCUGCUGGACCAGUCACCAACUUCUACAUUGAACUGAAACCGACAGAUUCAACACGCUGGCAAGAUGUGUCGGCCGACUUCACCAUCACUGAGCCACACUUCUCACUUCCUACUGAUAAGCUGCAAGAGUUUGUGAGUUAUGAAUUUCGUGUGACAGCGGAGAAUAAGGCUGGUAAGAGCAAGCCAUCAACAGCAUCGAAUGCAGUUGAGUUGGGUAUACCGCUGGAAUUCAUUCGCCCGCUGGAAGAUUUGACUGUGAGUGAACUGACAAGUGGACCAGUUUCACUUGAAUGUGAACUCUCUCGAGCGCCUCGUGAGAAGAUGCAAUGGUUUAGAGAUGGCAAAACUCUGAGUCGACUACCGGACAGAAUUAAAGUCGAAGAGUUGGAGGAUGGAAAGAUUCAUCGCAUUGUCUUCCACCCAUUGACUGAUGAGGAUCUAGGUGUUUAUUCUGUCAAAGUGGAGAAUUUAACGAGUGAAGCAAGGCUUGAAAUGAAAA